AAUGCUGUAUUAUAUAAUAUGUUUUAAGAUAUAAACUGAUCUUAAAUGCAUCAUUGUGCAAAUGAACUGUAUUUAUGGAAAACAAUAAACUUUUUAAUACUAUAUCAUGUGUCCUAUUUUCCAUCACGAAAGCUAUCUUUUUAAUGUUCAAAUAUUUCUGGCUUGCAUUGCAAAACCUGCAAACUUUGCUCUAAUUGGAUUAGUUGGCUCCCAGGAGAUCUUUGCAGAAGUGCUGGCAGUGUUGUGAUAGAACGAGCAUCUGUCUGUGCCAGUAAACCAACGGCUCUUUCCUGUUUUUAUGUCCCUCUUAACCGAAUAACAGUCAAAUAUGUUUUUAGCACACUGAUACUUUAUGGUGUAUAACAAAAAAGAAAAACAAUAUUUUCUUUUCAGCGUAUCAUGGGAAAAAUUAAUAAACACAAAUAGCAAUUGUGUACUUGCAUACUGUCUGCACUUCAGAUAAUCUUUACAUUCCAGUGAAAAGAAGUUAAUCCAAUAUUAUAUUAUAUUGUAUUAUAUUAUAUUACAUUAUAUUACAGAAGUCAAACUAGCAAAGCACUGCAUCUGUGGAUAAAAAGAUAAAAGAUAUAAAAUGUAUAAAAACUAUGUAGACAAAAAUAAAAUAAUAUAAAUAAUAAAAACUACAAAACACGUAAACGAUAAUUGAAGUAAAAUUAAAUAUGAAAAACAUUCUCAAUUAUGUAGUUUAACUUGUAAUGUACUAAAAUAGAAACUGAAAUAAAAAAUUUGUGGACAAAAAUAAAAUAAUAAAAAUUACAAAACACAACAAAAUGACUAAAUCUUUAACUAAAAUUGAAAAGAAAAUGGAAAGUAUGAAAUAAAAUUGACUAAUUAAAUAAUAAAUAAAAUUAUUAGCUCUCAGUGAUAGUAAAAUGAAACCGCUGCAAACACCACUAUUAAUUUUAUAAUAUAUAUUAAAAUACAUUUUUAAAGAUUUCUGUUAAUAUUAAAAACAUGAAUUUCCUAAAAACAUGAAUUUCCUCAUCUACCCUGUGAAGGAAUCAACAGUGUAAUGCUUGAUUGCUUUAAAAUGGACCAUCUGCACGCGGCAUAUGAGCACAUGGGACGUUCUUCCUUCAACCGUCAACCUCAACCUUCAUAAGAGUCAACACUGAAUCAAAUCAAGCUUCACUGACUCUAGAGGGAAACUAUAUCUCAGACAGCAUUCGCUCACCCACUAUACAUACAAAGAAAUUCAAUGAAACAGAAAAGAAAUGAACAACAGUAGAAAGGCAACUAGUGUGGUUAUCAUUAUCAUCUCUCUUCUUCUGCUGCGCAUUGCUUCAGGUGAGAAGGACCCGAUGAACCAGAUGUUUAGCAGAGGACUUCGACUUAUCGUGGAAGUUCCUCGCAUCCGUGUUGAUCGCCAGGCGACUCCGAAAGUGCAUAUUCUUCUCCCUGCUGGAGUUCAGAAGCAGCGUUCAGAGAGAGUGAUGCUGGCGUGUGUCAUCACCGGCUUACAGUCUAAAGCGGUGAGGAUCACAUGGAAGGUAAACGGAGCAACAGGUCUGAAAAACCGCACCAGCUCUCCACAAGUGCACCGAGAGCCUGGAGGCACAUUCUCGGCCGUGGGACUGUACUCGGUUCUGGCUCAGAAAUGGAGUGGUGAGAAUAGGUACAGGUGUGAGGUGACAUACAAAGCAGCGUUUCACUAUGAUAAGGCAGAGUCGUCUCUCUGCAGUCCUCCUGAGGGACUGUAAUUGCAUGAGAUCCAUCUGCUGACCGCUGAGCUGGAGAAAAAUCUGAAGAGACAACAUCUUGUUAAAAGAAUUCAGAAUUGUUGUAUUGUCACAUUAUUUUGAUGAUGAUGACCUCCCAAAUUGUCAUUAUAGCUGAUGCAUUUAGACAUUUAAUGCAAUAGUUUUUAGGUGAACAGCAAAAUAAAAUACUAAUGAUACAUAUAAACAUGUAAUGAUUUAUAUAAAAACAGGCUUCAUUUCUUUAAACAUAGUAUUAUUAUUAUCUUAAAUUUGCCAUCAAAACUGACUGUAUAUACUGUUUGGUUUUGUUUCAUUAUUGUUUCUUUGGUUAGCUAGCCACAUUAUUCUGUUUUAAUGCGAAGCAAACAAUUAAAGUUUCAAUUAAAAAUUUUAAUAA
Molecule: messenger RNA, 2118 nt
Organism: Onychostoma macrolepis
Lineage: Eukaryota; Metazoa; Chordata; Actinopteri; Cypriniformes; Cyprinidae
Exons: 3
Coding region: 1236-1721 (161 amino acids)
Source: RefSeq, a predicted model, not a curated record